AUGUCUCUACAUAAAGAAAUUUGUAACUACAUUGUAAAAUUCAGCUCCAAGCCUAUACAAAAGUUAGGUUAUGAACCACCUAAAAAAAAGAGAAGUAUAUUAAGAGAAUUAUAUCAUAAAUUAAUAUUUCCAUAUUAUUUUAAAUUUAUAAGAGCACCAUAUGAGAGAUGGCAAUUUUGUGCCACAACUAAAUUUUUAAGAGAGCAUGGAUUAAUGUAUGAUGAUAUGUACAGUGAUAAAGAUCCAGUUAUAGAAAGAGCUAUAUCGUUAUUACCAAAAGAUAUACAAACAAGGAGAUAUAGAAGAAUGUUAAGAGGAACACACAUAAAUUAUUUAAGACUUUUUUUACAUCCAUCAGAACAAAAUUAUGAUCCAUAUAUACCAUAUCUCGCGCCAUAUAUAGAAGAGGCUAAAUUUCAAUUACAAGAAGAAGAAGAAUUAUUAGGAUAUCACCCAUAUGAUAGAAGACUGUAUUCAGGUGGUACCACAGGAUUUGGUGAUUUAGAACCUGGGUUACAUUUUUUAGUUUCUAUUCCUAACUUGUAUGGAGCAGCUAUACCUCAUACCAAAAAAAAAUAA
This is a messenger RNA of Plasmodium adleri (nom. inval.), 579 nucleotides long. RefSeq names its product ubiquinol-cytochrome c reductase complex subunit, putative. Gene Ontology annotation, biological process: mitochondrial electron transport, ubiquinol to cytochrome c. The transcript is spliced from 2 exons. The coding region runs from base 1 to 579 and encodes 192 amino acids. NCBI's taxonomy places the organism in Eukaryota, Apicomplexa, Aconoidasida, Haemosporida, Plasmodiidae. The record is from RefSeq and is a predicted model, not a curated record.